AUGGCAAAAUACGAGGUUGACUCCCACUCUUUGCUCCAUACUGCGUUCUCUAGAUUGAUGCAACUGGCCAAAAAACACUUCAAUCAUUCGCGCAUUUUGGCUACCGUCGAUCAGAUAUUAACUGUUAGCAAGGAUUAUUUCUUCAACUCGAAAGCCAUCAACAAAUCUGGACCACCGAGUUCGCGCGGCUGCAGAAAGAAAAGAGCAAAACAGUCGACGGACGAGUCUACUGUUGAGGAUUAUUAUGAUGAGGACUGCGCUGCUAACAACUACAACUUCAACAAUAAAAACACUAAACUCACCAGAAACAACAACAAUAACAACAACAACAACAAUAAUAGUAAUAAUGAAAAUAUUGGAUAUGCAAAUUGUGCAGACGAUUGCGACGAUGAAAAUUAUGAUAGUAUCAACAACAAUGACGACUGUAUCAACAACAUUGAUGGCGGUUGUGAUAAUGAUUACAGUGGUUGUGAUAAUGAUGUUGAUUAUUAUGAUGAUACGAAUGCCAUAGGAGGUGGUGGGGGUGGCGGUGGUGGUGUUGGUGGUGAUCCCGAAAUAAUUCGUCCAACGGUUAACAAUAAUAACAACAAUAAUAUUUACAACAACAACAAUAAUAAUAAUAACAACAAAAACAGUGUUAUCAAUAGUGGCAAUAAUAAUAAUAAUUAUAAUAAUAAAAAUAAAAUGAUUAAAAAUCCCAAAAACAAAAACAUGAGAUCUCGCAACGAUAAUAAUAAAAGUGAUAGUAAUAUAAAUGAUAGCAAUAAUAAUAAUAACAAUAAAAAUAGUAAAAAUAAUACUGCCAAGUGGCGUCGGGUUCGAAUGCAGAGAUGUGCACUCCUGCCUUGCUGA
Molecule: messenger RNA, 852 nt
Organism: Helobdella robusta
Lineage: Eukaryota; Metazoa; Annelida; Clitellata; Rhynchobdellida; Glossiphoniidae
Exons: 5
Coding region: 1-852 (283 amino acids)
Source: RefSeq, a predicted model, not a curated record